Molecule: messenger RNA, 1338 nt
Organism: Ostreobium quekettii
Lineage: Eukaryota; Viridiplantae; Chlorophyta; Ulvophyceae; Bryopsidales; Ostreobiaceae
Source: the annotation of a GenBank genome assembly
AUGACCCUCAGGGAUCGGCCUGUGCUCUACAGAUUCUGUGCAGAAGAGCUUGCCGCAGCACUGCAUAAUGCCCUUUUCCAACGCUUCAUUGAAGCAUUAACCCGUGGAUCACGUCCCAUAGAGAUGCACUCCGAUGACCCCAAGCGGUUCAUCAAUGACAUGCUCGCAUGGGUUCACCAAGCCCUGGCCUCAGAGAGGGAGUUGCUGGAGAAUCUGUUCGGAGAUGACAACUCUGGAGAUCUGGGUGGAGUGGGAGUAAGCGAGGCGGGUGAAAUCCCAAGUUCGGCCCAUCCUGUAACCAGGGAUGAGAAAAUGCAGAACGAGAGCGUGGUCUCUGUGGAAGAGUUGCUGGACAGCGUGUUCCAGAGCGUGUGCCGUCCCCUGAAGGUCAGGAUCGAGCAGGUGCUCAUAGCCUCGCCUACUGUGCUACUGUGCUUCGAGCUGUCCCAGCUGCUGGCCUUCUAUUUGGAAACGAUUGGAGGCCUGGCAGGGCAGCGGUGCCAGAUCGUGGCUGUGCUAAGGGGCUGCAAGGAGAUGGCCUCUAGGACGUUCCAGGAGCUGUUGAGGGCCAGGUGUGACAAGCUGCUGAGGAAUGCACCAGUGGUGCCCCAGGACCUGUCCGCUCCUCAGCAAGUGAUGGAGAUAGUCGUGCAGCUCGGCGAGGUCGCCGCCGCCCACGGCUCCUCCACCACCGCCUCCCCCGACGAAUCCAGCCUGUCCGACGUCGUCUCCUCCACCGUCGACCUGCUGGUGGAGGUGUGCGAGCAGACGUCCGAGGCCCUGUCGCCCGACGCACCCACCCGCGUGGACGAGGCCGCCUCCAUGGACCCCGCCGUCCAGCGCUCAUUCCUCGUCAACUGCAUGGACGCCAUCCACGGCUGCUUAGCGGACCACCCCGCCGCCAGGGGCCGCGCCGCGGGGCUGGCAAACGCGAUCGAGGGCCAUCUCGAGGCGUUGGCGACCGCGGGCGUGGCAAAUGUGCUGGCCAGGUGCGGCAUGGCGGAGAUCGUCUCGAGGGUGGCCGAGUACGACGCCGCGGAGCCCGGCAGCCGGAAGAUGGCGUCGGACCCCGCGCUGGGGCUGUCGCGCGUGAGCUCCGCGAUGCGGGCGUUCUUUCUGGACGUGUCGCGGCCGGAGGCGCUGCCGGAGUUCAGAGAGGUGCUGGCGCCGAGGCUGCGGACGGGCGCCGCGGGCCGGGUGGCGGCGGCGCUGGCGGAGGCAUACGAGGAGGUGUACAGCGCGGUGGGGAGGGCGGAGAACGGGUACGGGCCGGAGGGGGGCGUGGAGAGGAUCCGGCACACGCCCGCACAGGUGCGCACGAUCCUGUGCGUGUCCUGA